This is a messenger RNA of Acinonyx jubatus (cheetah), 1049 nucleotides long. It is a transcript of the gene TEN1, whose product is annotated as TEN1 subunit of CST complex. The coding region runs from base 531 to 1004 and encodes 157 amino acids. NCBI's taxonomy places the organism in Eukaryota, Metazoa, Chordata, Mammalia, Carnivora, Felidae. Gene Ontology annotation, biological process: negative regulation of telomere maintenance via telomerase. The record is from RefSeq and is a predicted model, not a curated record. The transcript has 5 exons. Gene Ontology annotation, molecular function: single-stranded DNA binding; telomeric repeat DNA binding; telomerase inhibitor activity. Gene Ontology annotation, cellular component: CST complex.
CCGCCCGUCUGCGCUCCGCCGACUGAGGCCCAGGCGGAGGCGGCGCCGGCGUGGACGCCGUGACCGCGGCCGGCAGGGGGGCGGACGAGCCCCCCGCUCUCGUCCAGGGAAGGCCUAGGGCGGCCCCCAGGGAAGGGGACCCCGAAAGACGAGCCAGAAAUUGCCCUGGAGGAAGAAGCGCGGAGCUCCCGCUAACCCGCCCCUCCCUCGUCACGUGACCGCGCGGGGCGAAAAGAGGGAACCCAGGGCCGCUGCGACGCCCGGACAGGUUGGCGACGGGGUUGGGAAGGGGCGGGACGACGCGACUGAGGAGGAGUGCGCCUGCGCCUUAGCAGUUGCCUGUCCCGCCGCUUCCGGGUCCGCGUGCAAAGGCCUCCCCGGAAAUGAGUAGGCUCCACUCCCAGCACUGAGCCCAACGUGGAGCUCAAACUCAAGACCCUGAGAUCCAGAAGUGAGCUGAUAACAAGAGUUGGACGCUUACCCAACUGAGCCACCCAGGAAUCUUCAAAAAUCCACCUCUGCUCUUUGAGAUGCUGCCCAAACCUGGGAUCUAUUACUUCCCCUGGGAAGUCAGUGCUGGCCAAGUUCCCGACGGGGGCACACUGAGAACAUUCGGAAGGUUGUGCCUCUAUGACAUGACUCAGUCCCGAGUCACCCUGAGGGCUCAGCACGGAUCUGACGAGCACCAGGUCCUGGUGUGUACCAAGUUGGUGGAGCCGUUCCAAGCCCAAGUGGACUCCAUGUAUCUUGUCCUUGGGGAGCUCGAGCACCAGGACGGAGGCGCCGUGGUGAAGGCCCGGGUGUUGACUUGUGUGGAAGGAAUGAAUCUGCCCUUGUUAGAACAAGCCGUCCGGGAGCAGAGGAGGUACCAGCAGGAGAGGGACAGCAGCCAGCAGCAAGCGACAGUGCCUGACAGCUGUCCCCCCCAAACCUUCCCUGAAGCCAAGCCCCCUGGGGAUGCCAGAGCCACUGCGGGGAAGACGCAGGACCUUCCCCAGGAGUGACAGCCUUUGUCUGGAGCUGGAGAGAAGGGGUGGGGGUGGGGGUGG